AUGUCAACGAGAUCUUGGAAAGCCGACGACAAAAAGAGAAUAAAAAUUGGGGAUGAGAAAUCCUUAAAUCCUUUGAGGUUUUCAGCGGAAGAUGGUCGACGAUGCUUCGUCUCUGGUGGCAAUAGCGGAGGAGUGAAAGGAGGACCACUCGAACGACAAUGCGCCGCCUUCUCCGGAAACAGUGAAGAAGAUGAAGAGAAAUCGAAGCAGCAAGAGAUGGAUUGGAAGAUGGACGAGGAGUUCAAGAGAUUUAUGGGAAUUCCAUCAAUCGAAGCUGACGAGGACUGA
Thlaspi arvense is the source of this 288-nucleotide messenger RNA. Lineage: Eukaryota; Viridiplantae; Streptophyta; Magnoliopsida; Brassicales; Brassicaceae. The record is from the annotation of a GenBank genome assembly.